Pogona vitticeps (central bearded dragon) is the source of this 1464-nucleotide messenger RNA. It is a transcript of the gene UBE2E2, whose product is annotated as ubiquitin conjugating enzyme E2 E2. The record is from RefSeq and is a predicted model, not a curated record. Lineage: Eukaryota; Metazoa; Chordata; Lepidosauria; Squamata; Agamidae.
AGCAGAAAUAGUCGCCGCCGAGGGGAGGUGAAAGAGUGGUGGGCGCCUUAUGUCUCAGUGACCAGCCGUGAGGAGGGACUCCCAAUCCCUCCUGGGCGCCUCUGCCGUGCGUCCUUUCCAGUCCGAAGGAUUUGACGCUCAUCCUACCGAAGCUGGAGAGCGGGAGACCCGCCGUGCCUACCCUUCCUCUCACAGCAUCUAAGAUGUCCACUGAAGGAGAGAGAGUUGAUGAUAGUCCAAGCACUAGUGGAGGGAGCUCUGAUGGAGAUCAGCGAGAAGGUGCUCAACAAGAUCAAGAAAGAGAACAAGUUCAGCCCAGAAAAAAAGAGGGCAAAAUCUCUAGCAAAACGGCUGCAAAACUUUCCACUAGUGCUAAAAGAAUUCAGAAAGAACUUGCAGAAAUUACAUUAGACCCUCCUCCAAACUGUAGUGCUGGACCCAAGGGAGACAACAUUUACGAAUGGCGAUCAACUAUACUUGGGCCUCCAGGUUCUGUGUAUGAAGGAGGUGUAUUUUUUCUUGAUAUUACCUUCUCACCAGAUUAUCCUUUUAAGCCACCGAAGGUCACAUUUCGGACAAGAAUUUAUCACUGCAAUAUUAACAGCCAAGGAGUGAUUUGCUUGGAUAUUUUAAAAGAUAACUGGAGUCCAGCACUAACCAUAUCUAAAGUCCUCCUUUCCAUCUGUUCACUUCUUACAGACUGCAACCCUGCUGACCCUCUGGUUGGAAGUAUCGCUACACAGUAUAUGACAAACAGAGCAGAGCAUGACAGAAUGGCCAGACAGUGGACCAAGAGAUAUGCUACAUAGGAAUCUGCUGUAGAACAUGCUGGACCUGUGCAAGCACAUUCACUAAGUGCAUCAAUUGCUCUCCCCUUAUUUUAUUACAUUUUGAAGCAUUUUGUGGCGAAGUUGGCUACCUUCCCCUUUUCUCCUUUUUAUUUUUAUUCUUUUAUUUUAUUUUAUUUUAUUUUUGUUCAACUGAAAAUUGUAUCUUUAAAAUAUAGAUGGGAAAAUUUGGGUUAAGGUACAAGGAAUGUUGGAUCUGUAAUAGUAUAGAGCUUUGUCACAAAGCUUUGUAUUAAUGUUUUUUUCCACUUGUGUGUCUUUUGGGGGAAAACAAUCAAACUCAGAACUAUAUCUUGUUUCUACUUAAAUGUAGUGUUUAGGGUUAUUUUUUUGUACGGAAGUCUCUACUGGUGGGUGCAUGUUAUUGGGAACAGGUUUUGUAUAAAAAGCAUAAAAUCAAGAAUCACUGUGCAUCACUAAAACUGUGUUUUAACACUAGCCUUCUGUUUCCCAAACAAAAGGCUACUGGAUUGAGGAGGAUGAUAUGUAUUUUGAUUUACUUAAAAGGAAAUGUGCUUGUAAAUUUUUUAGGGACCUGCCACUUUUGACUGUGGAUCAGUUGAUGUAGACUUGUAUUAUUAAAGCACUCAAUAAAAACACUGUGGCUUAUAACAUG